CUCCUCCAGCCCUGCCUCACUCUCGCACACACUCACACACACUCUCACACACACUCUCACACUCACUCUCGCACACACUCACCUUCAGACCGAGGAGGACCGGGGAACUGGUCCAGGUCCUGCAGAAGCAGCUUCAGCACUUUCUGGACGGAGGUGGACACCGAUGGGAGUGUGAAAGCGCGGGAGUGUGUGUUCGGUCGGAGUGUGAUCUGGGAGUGUGAGGAGUGUGACCAGGGAGUGCUCGGGGAGUGUGAGAGGCCAGGUGGGUCAUGGAUCAUCAGAGAUGGAGAUGCAACAAGUGGAGGUGGAAGAACCUGAGGAGCCUGACCGUACCGGCCUUCAUCACCACACUCAUCCUGGUGCUGACCACAGGAGCACGGGCAGCUGAACCGGUGGACGUUCUAAAGGUUCUAGAUUUCCAGAGUUCUCCAGAAGGAGUGAAGCAAACGCAGGGUUUCUGUUCCGUCAGGAGAGGAUCCAAACCCGACGUGGCCUACAGAGUGGGGAAACAGGCCCAGCUCAGCACCCCCACCAAGCAGCUCUUCCCAGGUGGGGUGUUCCCGGAGGAUUUCUCGGUUCUGAUGACGGUAAAGCCGAAGGCGGGAGUUCAGUCCUUCCUGCUGUCGGUUUAUAAUGAACAGGGUAUUCAGCAGUUGGGCGUGGAGAUCGGACGCACCCCGGUGUUCCUGUACGAAGAUCAGCACGGUAAACCCGCCCCUGAGGAAUACCCGCUGUUCCGCACCGUAAACCUCGCCGACGGCAAGUGGCACCGCGUGGCGAUCAGUGUGGAGAAGAAAUCUGUGACGAUGAUCGUUGACUGUAAGAAAAAGGUCACCAGACCCCUGAACAGAAGUGACAGAUCCGUUAUCAACACCGACGGCAUCACCGUCUUCGGCACCAGGAUCCUGGACGAGGACGUCUUCGAGGGAGAUAUCCAGCAGUUGCUGUUGGUUGCUGAUCCUCGAGCUGCUCAGGAUUACUGUGUUCAUUACAGUCCGGACUGUGAUACUCCUCACCAGGAUACGCCCCAGGCCCAGGAGCCCGAGGACGAGUAUAAUACUGAGUACACAGAGUAUGGAGAUUUCUAUGAUUACGCCGAGGGAGAACUCACACCUACUGAAGUUCCGGUUACUGAGAUUAAAACUGAAACUAAGACCAGCACCACUGAUACCGAGUAUUACGGUGAAGUGGAGUACGGAACUUUAGACGGAUCUAAAGCUGAAAACCCCACCACGUCCGUAACCAACGAAAACGUUGCGUAUGAAGAGGAGAUUGAAGCCGACUACAUCACCGGGGCGGAGCAGGUGGGAGCCGAUCCCACAGCGGCAGCGGUGGAGACCCUGGAGACGGUGGAGAACGUGGAGACCGUGGAGACGGUGGAGGAGGCUAAAAGCACCGACGGGUCGGAGGUCACGGAUUUUAAGGAAUACGAUUUGAACGAGUACGAGGCGAAGGAGCUGGAUCCUAAUCAUUACGAUGACGGAUUUUACGAUUACACCACCAACGGAGCUAAACCCACCGCCUCCGCGUACGAGGACGAAAUCGGACCCGCCGUUCCCGCCGAGACCGAAUUCAGAGAGAGCAGCGUGGGUGGAGCUUAUGGAGGUGAGAAAGGACAGAAGGGAGAACCUGCCGUCAUCGAGCCGGGAAUGCUUUUAGAAGGACCCCAAGGACCUCCAGGACCCUCCGGUAUCCCGGGAACCCCGGGUGUCCAGGGAGCUCCAGGACCUCAUGGAGAUCCAGGAGAGAAGGGUCCUGCUGGGCGUCCAGGUCUUCCAGGAGGUGAUGGGGCUCCGGGUCCAUCUGGUACUGUCAUCAUGCUGCCGUUCCGGGCGGGAGGUGAAGCUCAUAAAGGGCCGGUGGUGACGGCGCAGGAAGCCCAGGCCCAGGCCAUCCUCGCCCAGGCCAGGCUGUCUAUGAGAGGAGCCCCUGGACCAAUGGGAUUGACGGGUCGGUCUGGUCCGGUGGGUGGUCCUGGAGCUCCUGGUCUUAAAGGAGAAAGUGGUGAUGCCGGUCCUCCCGGUCCGAGAGGUCUGAUGGGUCCCCUGGGUUUAUCUGGUAAAGCAGGAAAACGGGGCCGGUCCGGAGCCGACGGAGCCAGAGGAAUGCCCGGAGAAUCCGGAGCCAAGGGAGACCGAGGAUUCGACGGGCUGCCCGGGUUACCCGGAGAGAAAGGACACAGGGGAGAGCAUGGCCCCAUCGGACCCCCGGGACUGCCCGGAGACGACGGACCCAGAGGCGAGGAUGGAGAGAUCGGACUGAGGGGGAUGCCGGGAGAGGGUGGCCCCAGAGGUCUGCUGGGCCCCAGAGGAGCCCCAGGUACCGCCGGGCAGCGGGGGCUCCCCGGACUGGACGGACCUGCCGGACCCAAAGGAAACAUGGGUCCCGGAGGAGAACCAGGACCUCCCGGACAGCAGGGUAUCCCCGGCCCUCAGGGUUUGCCUGGACCUCAAGGCCCGAUCGGACCUCCUGGAGAAAAAGGUCCUUCAGGGAAGCAGGGUCUACAUGGUUUAGCUGGAGCUGAUGGUCCACCUGGUCAUCCCGGGAAAGAGGGACCUCCUGGAGAGAAAGGAUCAACAGGUCAUGCUGGACCUCAGGGUUCCAUCGGUUAUCCGGGUCCACGCGGAGUGAAGGGAGCAGAGGGAGUUCGAGGCCUGAAAGGAGGAAAAGGAGAAAAGGGUGAGGACGGGUUCCCCGGGUUUAAGGGUGAUAUGGGUCUGAAGGGUGAUAAGGGGGAGACGGGUGUGCUUGGACCCCGGGGAGAGGACGGUCCCGAGGGCCCGAAGGGAAAAUCUGGACCACAGGGAGAAUCCGGACCCGUGGGUUCAGCCGGAGAAAAGGGUAAACUGGGAGUUCCUGGAUUACCGGGGUAUCCUGGACGGCAGGGUCCGAAGGGUUCUACUGGAUUCGCUGGUUUUGCCGGAGCCAACGGAGAGAAAGGCGGGAGGGGCAUCGCAGGAAAAGCAGGACCGAGAGGACAGCGAGGUCCAACGGGUCCUCGCGGUGGACGAGGUGCACGAGGACCAACAGGAAAACCAGGAGCAAAGGGAACCUCAGGGAACGAUGGACCCCCGGGUGGUCCUGGAGAACGGGGACCUCAAGGACCUCAGGGACCGGUUGGGCUUCCAGGACCUAAAGGCCCGAAUGGACCUCCAGGAAAGGAUGGACUGCCGGGUCACCCCGGCCAACGAGGAGAAACCGGUUUCCAAGGAAAGACGGGGCCGCCGGGACCUGGUGGAGUUGUUGGUCCGCAGGGACCGACCGGAGAAACCGGACCUGUGGGCGAGCGAGGUCAUCCUGGAUCCCCGGGACCCCCCGGAGAGCAGGGUCUGCCUGGAGCUGCUGGUAAAGAGGGUGGAAAGGGGGAUCCAGGUCCUCAGGGUCCUCCCGGGAAGGUGGGACCCGCCGGGCUGAGGGGGUUCGGUGGGCAGAGGGGGCUUCCUGGUGCUUCGGGUCCCGGUGGGCUGAAGGGUGGCGAGGGUCCUCAGGGUCCCCAAGGCCCCGUCGGAGCUCCUGGUGAAAGAGGUCCUGCUGGACCCGGUGGACCAAUCGGAUUAACCGGACGCAACGGACCACAAGGACCCCCAGGACCCGCUGGAGAGAAAGGAGGACCGGGUGAGAAAGGUCCGUCAGGUCCCGCAGGACGAGACGGGAUCCAGGGACCAGUCGGUCUUCCAGGACCUGCAGGACCUCAGGGACCCCCUGGAGAGGAUGGUGACAAGGGAGAGGUUGGUGAACCGGGUCAGAAAGGAGGCAAAGGAGACAAGGGUGAACACGGUCCUCCUGGUUCAGGUGGUCUUCAGGGUCCAAUUGGAGCUCCUGGUCCUGCUGGUAGUGAUGGAGAGUCGGGCCCCAGGGGUCAGCAGGGAAUGUUCGGGCAGAAGGGAGAUGAAGGACCCCGAGGAUUCCCCGGACUGCCAGGACCAAUCGGACUGCAGGGAUUACCAGGACCCCCGGGUGAGAAGGGAGAGACCGGUGAUGUGGGUGCCAUGGGUCCGCCGGGUCCUCCCGGACCGAGAGGCCCUCAGGGGCCCAGUGGAGCUGAUGGAGCUCAAGGCCCUCCUGGUGGUAUCGGUUCUAUGGGAGGAAAUGGAGAAAAGGGUGAGACAGGCGAGGCAGGCAACCCGGGACCUCCUGGAGAGCCUGGUCUUGGGGGUCCUAAAGGUGAAAUUGGAGAAAAGGGGGAGGCGGGACCACCUGGAGCUGCAGGACCUGCUGGAGGUCGAGGACCACCCGGAGAUGAUGGUCCAAAAGGAAACCCUGGACCAAUCGGCUUCCCUGGAGACCCAGGUCCCCCUGGUGAGCCUGGAGUUGGUGGGAUCGAUGGUCUUCCUGGGGAUAAAGGAGAUGAUGGAGAAGCUGGUCAGCCUGGUCCUCCCGGUCCAUCUGGUGAAGCUGGCCCCCCAGGACCCCCUGGGAAGAGAGGUCCCGCUGGUCGAGCUGGAACUGAAGGGAAACAAGGAGAAAAAGGUUCUAAGGGAGAUCCAGGUGCUGAAGGACCUGCAGGUAAAACCGGACCUGUUGGACCUCAGGGACCCCCCGGCAAGCCUGGUGCUGAUGGUCUGAGAGGCAUCCCCGGCCCUGUGGGAGAGCAAGGACUUCCUGGAGCUUCUGGUCAGGACGGACCCCCCGGACCCCUGGGUCCCCCCGGUCUGCCCGGUCUGAAAGGUGACCCAGGCUCUAAGGGAGAAAAGGGUCAUCCUGGUCUGAUUGGUCUGAUUGGACCUCCAGGUGAACCCGGAGAGAAAGGAGACCGAGGAUUACCUGGACCUCAAGGAACAGGUGGAGGAAAAGGCGACCCUGGUAUUGGAGGUAACCCCGGUCCCGUUGGUCCUCCAGGACCUCCCGGUAUUCCUGGAACUCAAGGUCAGAAGGGAUCUAAAGGAUCGAGUGGUUCCGCUGGUCAGAAGGGAGAACCUGGUUUGAUUGGACCCCCUGGACCACCUGGUCCUCCUGGAGAUAUCAUCCAGCCGCUGCCGAUCCAGAUGAGUAAGAAGUCUCGCAGAUCUCCGGACGAGCAGCAGGACGAUCCGGCGGCGGGGACAGGGGAGAUGAUGAUGGACUACGGGCCGGAGGGGAUGGAGGGACUGGAGGACGUGUUCGGGUCCCUCAACAACCUGAAGCAGGACAUCGAGCGCAUGAAGUUCCCCCUCGGUACCCAAGACAACCCAGCCAGAACCUGCAAAGACCUGCAGCUCAGCCAACCAGAAUUCACCGACGGGGAGUACUGGAUCGAUCCUAAUAUGGGUUGUAUAGGCGACUCGUUUAAAGUGUACUGUAACUUCACUGCAGGAGGAGAAACCUGUAUCUACCCCGAUAAAAAGUCCUCAGGGGUGAGAAUAUCGAACUGGCCGAAGGAGAGUCCGGGUUCGUGGUUCAGUGAGUUUAAACGAGGGAAAAUCCUCUCCUACGUGGACGCUGAGGACAGUUCCAUCACCUCGGUUCAGAUGACGUUCCUGAAGCUGCUGAGCUCCUCGGCCCGGCAGAACUUCACCUACAUCUGCCACCAGUCCGCCGCCUGGUACGACGCUAAAGCCGGCGGCUACGACAAGGCGCUGCGCUUCCUCGGCUCCAACGACGAGGAGAUGUCCUACGACAACAAUCCCUUUAUCAAGGCCCUGUCAGACGGCUGCUCGCUGAAGCAGGGUUACUCUAAGACGGUGUUGGAGUUGAACACGCCCCGUAUCGAUCAGGUUCCGAUCAUCGACGUGAUGCUCAACGACUUCGGCGACGCCAACCAGCGGUUCGGGUUCGAGGUGGGAGCGGUCUGCUUCCUCGGCUAACGGCUAACAGGAGUGUGGACAGCCACCAUCGCCACACACACACACACACACACAUACACACUUCUGUUGGCCAAUCCCGGCGCUCGCACCGGGUACCGUCAGGGGCACGCCCACCAUCGCCCCCGUGUGGCCAAUCGACUGAACCCUGCUCUCGGUGAACCAACGUGAGGAAUAAAGACGUGAACUGACUGGAGAACAGCGGUGCACUUUCACCCCCCAACCAACCAACCAACCAAUGGAGGAUCACUCCCUCUCUCUCCGCCCCCAAUGCCCAACAGCCAAUCAACGAGCCCGACUUCACAGUUCUACAGUGUUACGUCACUAAUUCUAGUGCCAGCAGCCUUAAUCCAACGCCCAAUCCCAAUCCCACAACCCAAACAUCCAAUUUAACCCCUUAAACUGUUCAAGAUCUGGAUAAAUAAUUUCUGUUAGUUUUAUAUUAAUUACUCAUUAAUUCAUGUUCAUUUACAGAAAAAAUCAUGACAUUUUUUUCUUUAUCUUUUCACUGAACUUUUACCUCUUUCAUAAAUUUUUAACUGAACUGCAUCUCAAAUCUUUCGGCUAAACCCUAUUUUUAAGUUAUUGACUAAACUUUUCUAUUCAUUUCUUUUACUGAACUUUACCUUUCAUUUCAUCACUAAACUUUACUUUUCUACAUUUUUACUACUUUUCCAUUAAGUUUUGACUCAACUUUAAAUAUUUGAAUGAUCUUUACUGUUCAAAGUUUAACAGAACUUUAUCUUUGAUUUUUGACUGAACUUUGUCUUUAACUUAAUGACAGAACUUUAACUUUUUUUUAUUUAACUUAACCAUCUUUUUUAUUUACUUUACCUUUAAUUCUUGCUGAACAUUACCUUUAUUUUUUUAUAACUUUAACUUUCAUUUCAUCACUAAACUUUACUUUCACAUUUUUUAAACUUUCCAUACAUUUUUUACUAAACUUCAAAUCUUUGACUGAACUUUACGUUUCAAAUGUAUUUUAACUGAACUUUAUCAUCAAUUCUUUUAUCAAACUUUUCCUUUGAUUUUUGGCUAAACCUUGUCUUUACCUUAAUGACUAAACCUUUUUACUAAACCUUAUCUUUAAUCAUUAGCUGAACUUUUCCUUUUACAUUUAAACUGAAGUUUACCUUUAAAUGUAGCUUUAAUCCGUUACUAACCUUUUCCUUUUACAUUAUAAUUAACUUUAUCUUUAAAUUAUUGCCUGAAUUUUAUCAUUACUUUUUUUGCCUGAACUUUAUCUUUAAUGUUCCUUAUUAAAGACUUUUCUGCAGUUUAAGGGGUUAAUUUCCUCCCUCCGUCCCUUUAUUUCCCGAUAUUUCUCCGAUGUUUCUCAGAUGUUCCUCCAGGUGCUCCUCAGUAAUAUUUCCCCAGAUUUUAAGGUGCUAAUGGAAAGUGUUUUGAUAUAAGUGUAAUUAUUAUUUUGUACAUUACUGUUCUUUCAGAUCUUGCAUGUGUAUCAGAAAUGCCUCUGACUCUUUCACUCGAUGAAAUGUUGGUCACUAUACAGAGAGUUUCCUCUAGUUAUCUAUUUCUCCUUUUGUUUUUAAUGUUUUAAUUUUAAAAGUUUUAAUCUGUCCCUGCUAUCAAUAAAACCAGCAUUCCAAAACCUCCCCUCCUGUAAAUACUGACCACUGUGCCCAGUUUACCUCCUGCUCCUCCCUCAGAGUUAAAUACGCCACUAGAGUUCAGAAGUGGUAUUCGAGUUAAAACUGUGGUAAUUAGAAUAUUUCUACACAGUGACUGAAGGAGAACUCCACCCACUUUCCUUAAAAUUCUCUGUAGAAUUUAAUCUGAGGUGAAUCGACUCGAGAGACGAUCAAUUUGAGAGAAUCAACUCAAGAAAACAGACUCAAGAGAACCGACUCAUGAGCAUCAACUCGAGAACUGAUUCAAUAGAAAAUCAACUCAAAAGACAAUCAAAUCAUGAGAAUCGAUUCAAGAAAGAAUCAGCUUGGGAUGAGUUGAAUCUUGGCUUGAGAGAAUCAACUCUAGAGAAUUGACUCAAGAACAUUUAAUUUAGAGAAUUGCCUCAAGAGAACUGAUUCAAUAGACGAUCAACUCAAGCAUCGACUCAAGAAAAUCAGCUCUAGAGAAUGGAAUCAAGAGUAUCGACUUUAGAGAAUUGACUAAAGACAGAAUUCAAUCAAAAGAGAACAACUCAAGUCAUUUGCCUCAAGGAAACUGACUCAUGAGCAUCAAAAGAACGGAUUCAGUAGGCAGUCAACUCAAGGGUUGACUCAAGAAAAUCUGCUCCAAAGAGCUGACUCAAGAGCAUCGACUUUAGAGAGCUGACUCAAGAGAUCUGAUUCGAGAGACAGUCAACCCUGACAUUGACUCAAAAAAUUGACUAAAUAAAGAGGGAAUCAACUUGUCAUUUGCCUCAACAUAAUUGACUUAAGAAAACUGACUCAUGAGCAUGGACUCAAUUAACUCUAGAAUCAACUCAAAAGACAAGAGAAUCAAAUCAAGAGAAUCAACUUGGAAUCAACUCAAGCAUUGACUCACAAGAAUAAGUUUUAGAAAAUUGUAAGCAUCAAAUUUAGAGAAUCAGCUUUAGACAAGAGCAUCGUCUCGAAAGCACCGACUUGAAAGAAUGAACCAAAUAUAACUGAUUCAAGAGACAAUCAACUCUAGAAUCAACUCACGAGAAUUGACUCAAUCAACAAAAUCUGAUAUUAACCCUAAUUCUACAUGUAAUCUUCGCCAUGGACCAAUUUGUCCCGAAUAAUUGCAUUAUGAAUGAAUUGCAUUUCAUAAGCUUUAUAAGAUUGAUAAACUGCGGGAUUUUCUCCAACAUUAUCUCCCACUGUCUUGCGAUGUUUUCUCAAUUCUUCUUCGAGUAUUCUAGGAAAACAGCAGCCAAUCAGAACAGGUACAGUUUUCUUCUAUUGUUCUCAAACAGACUCUGUUCACCUCUUAAUCACUUAACCACACAGAGAAUUCAGGAAAAUCGGUGGAUUUCUCCUUGUUUUUUAUGAAGCACUAAUUUCAGUCAGGGUGUUUAGGGGUGUGUAUCACUCUCUGCUCUGUAAACACUGAAAGAGUGCGACAUUAAACUCACAUCUGACUCACACCUGCGCUUACACACCAAUUAAACACGUCUAAUCCAUCGUGUUUAAUUAAUCAAUUAAGUUAAUUAAUUAAUGAGCUGUGUUUAGUAGGUGUGGAGGUGCAGGUGAGACAGGUCUUAAUUCCGUAGGUUGUGUUUUUUUCAGUGCACAGUUAAUUUAAUAUAUAGGUAAUAAAUGUUGUGAAUGCCGGUGUCGCCCACCUUUACCAUGAUGUUCUGUGAUUGGAAUUGGACGUGUUUUCAGACGUGCAUCAGUAUUAAAACUGGAUUUUGAACC
Molecule: messenger RNA, 9133 nt
Organism: Astyanax mexicanus (Mexican tetra)
Lineage: Eukaryota; Metazoa; Chordata; Actinopteri; Characiformes; Acestrorhamphidae
Gene: col11a1b
Product: collagen, type XI, alpha 1b
Exons: 67
Coding region: 270-5783 (1837 amino acids)
Molecular function (GO): extracellular matrix structural constituent
Source: RefSeq, a predicted model, not a curated record